Trypanosoma grayi is the source of this 705-nucleotide messenger RNA. RefSeq lists its product as hypothetical. The transcript has a single exon. Lineage: Eukaryota; Euglenozoa; Kinetoplastea; Trypanosomatida; Trypanosomatidae. Bases 1 to 705 code for a protein of 234 amino acids. The record is from RefSeq and is a predicted model, not a curated record.
AUGGCAGGGCUAACACAGGCGGACAUCACGGAGGAGGCCAUUCAUGCCGAGGAGAUGCGACUGCAGGAGUGUAAGGCAAGGUCUGAGGAGCUGCAAGAACGGCUUCGGUGCCUCCAGAAGGAGGUCAACGCCGCCAAUGAGCAAUGCGUGAGUAUCGCCAACGCCCUCCAGUGGCGUCGCCUGAUGGCAGAGGUAGAGAAAGUUGAGGCUGCCUCCUCAAUAACAACAGCGAUGACAGCGGCAGCAAAGGAGUUCCGUGAAAGUCUGACGCCACCGCCCGACUACGACGAGGCACAUGAAGGCAUUCCGUUCAUGGACACCGACGAUUAUGCAGAUCUGUCACCCAUAGAGGGUCUCAUCGAAGAUUUUUUAGAAAGAAUAUCUGAUCUCGUGCGAGGAGAUGGUGAUGACGGGAGUACGGAUGGUGAUGAGAGUGUUAAAGCUGGGGGUGAUGCGUCGGUGCGGCACCGUCAUGCUAUGCUCAUGCUACUCGUGCUGACCGUUAAUAUGGGGCAGCUCGACACGGAGCUGGUCGACGUGCCGGAGGCUGACGUCGCUGCUGAGAUGGAGGAGCUGAGGGAGAGCGUGGCGGGGAUGUGGCAGCACCUACUGUACACCGACAGUGGCUUUACAGAUGCGGAGAAAGAGGAGUGGACGCACGUGUUGAGGACGUUCGUGGGGGCACCUUACGACGCAGCAGCAUGA